AAAACUCAUCACUCAUUUAGCAAAAGAAACACAAAACUCAGUCAUGGCUAGCCGGAGAGAAGUACGUUGCCGUUGUGGUAGAUGGAUGUGGGCUCAACCUGGAGUCAGUUCCAUCCAAUGCUCAACUUGCCAUACCGUCACAAACCUCUCCUCCCUCGUGGACAUAGCUCGUGGUGCAAACCGCGUGCUUCAAGGGCUUCAACAGCUACGUAGGCAACACAAACAACAGCCACCGCAGUAUCAGUUUCAACAACAGCCAAUAAUGGCUCAACCACCGCCACCACCACCGAGGCUUCUCGAGCCUCUUCCUUCACCGUUUGGGAAGAAGAGAGCUGUUUUAUGCGGCUUGGAUUAUAAGGGGAAAAGCUAUGGCUUGAAAGGUUGCAUCAGUGAUGCAAAGUCCAUGAGAUCUUUCUUGGUUCAGAAAAUGGGUUUCCCUAUUGACUCUAUUCUCAUGCUCACAGAAGAUGAAGCCAGUCCACAGAGAAUACCAACUAAGAAAAACAUUAGAAAGGCCAUGAGAUGGUUAGUUGAAGGAAACAGAGCAAGAGACUCACUUGUGUUCCACUACUCUGGUCAUGGAUCUCAGCAGAAAGACUACAACGGAGACGAGGUUGAUGGUCAAGAUGAAGCUUUGUGCCCUUUAGACCAUGAGACAGAAGGAAAAAUCAUUGAUGAUGAGAUUAACAAGAUACUCGUGAGGCCGCUUGUCCAUGGAGCUAAGCUUCACGCUGUCAUAGACGCUUGUAACAGUGGGACUGUCCUUGAUUUACCCUCCGUUUGUAGGAUGGAGAGGAAUGGUUUUUAUGAAUGGGAACAUCAAAGAGCAGGGAGGACUUACAAAGGAACAGAUGGUGGAGUAGCUAUAUGUUUCAGUGCUUGUGAUGAUCAUGAAGCUAGUGGUUACACUCCUGUCUUCACGGGGAAGAAUGCAGGAGCCAUGACUUAUAGCUUCAUAAAGGCGGUGAAGACAGCUGGACCAGCACCAACGUACGGUCACCUGCUUAACCUCAUGUGUUCUGCUAUACGAGAGGCUCAAUCUCGCCUCGCCAGUGAUGGGAACUACACAAGCCCUGAUGAGACUGCGGAGCCACUCCUAACAUCAUCUGAAGAAUUCAACAUAUAUGCUACAAAGUUUGUGCUUUAA
Molecule: messenger RNA, 1147 nt
Organism: Eruca vesicaria subsp. sativa (arugula)
Lineage: Eukaryota; Viridiplantae; Streptophyta; Magnoliopsida; Brassicales; Brassicaceae
Source: the annotation of a GenBank genome assembly